Messenger RNA from Mycetomoellerius zeteki, 602 nucleotides. Its product is annotated as proteasome assembly chaperone 4. The record is from RefSeq and is a predicted model, not a curated record. Lineage: Eukaryota; Metazoa; Arthropoda; Insecta; Hymenoptera; Formicidae. Gene Ontology annotation, biological process: proteasome assembly. The transcript has 3 exons. Bases 187 to 588 code for a protein of 133 amino acids.
UUAUGUGCCAUAGCCUUAAGAUAAGUGUGUAUCAUGAUAGCAUAAAAGUACAUAAUAUAUUGGAAUAAAAAUUGUUAAACCUACUCAGCUAUUCAAUUUAGAAGUCAACCAAAUUUUGUAUAUUUCAAUUGCGUGAAAAUCAAGGUUAUCACUUAGGUAAGAGAGAGAACCAAAGUAUAUGUAUAAAUGAUGGCAAAUGCAACAGAGGAAAGAUCCGGAGUAGAAUUACUACCAUGCAGCUUCAAAUUUCAUAAUUUUGUUGCCAAAGUCAGUGAUACUAAUAUUAAUUGCCAAAUAAUAAGGAUGGAAGAUUCUUUGUAUCUGUGGAUUGGAGAUUCUGUUAAUGGCAGCAUGGGAGAUUUGUCUUUUGCUCUCACAUCAAGUUUUGAGAAACAGCCUAUUGCAACCAAAAUCAUGGGUUCUACAGCAGAUGCUACAUCCACAAACAUGGCUAAGAGAUUAAGCAUGAAGUUUGGAAAAGCAAUAUAUGUUAGUUUUAAUAUAACUCCAAACAAUAUAAUAUUACCAGGAAUCGAAAAAAUAAUUCAAGAGGAGUUCAAGACACAUGCAGAUCUGUUAAGUUUUUGACUUGAUUAUUGAUA